Molecule: messenger RNA, 2171 nt
Organism: Bactrocera dorsalis (oriental fruit fly)
Lineage: Eukaryota; Metazoa; Arthropoda; Insecta; Diptera; Tephritidae
Exons: 2
Coding region: 1003-1596 (197 amino acids)
Source: RefSeq, a predicted model, not a curated record
ACAUAAUUUGUUGUAGUUAUCUUAUAGAUACUUAUUUACUCCUUUUAGAUAUAAAAUAAAAUUAUAAUCAUAAUGUAUUAUACGAACUGCGCCGAACUUCUGUCGGGGUACCCGGUGGGCUGAGACGUGUUUUUAUUUUCAAAUGUAACAUUUCUGAAGUUAGAAAAAAAAUUAAACUAUGUAUAAUGCACAAUUCGCUAGAUAAUAGGUUAAACCAUGGGGAUCCAAGAGGAUUUUUGCCUAUCUUUUUAAAAAAAAAUAUUAUUCAACAAAAUACACUCCGGUGGGUACCCGGGUACCCGGGUGGCAACACAAGGGUUAAAAAGUGAUUGACGUUCAUGUUUUAACAUGAUAAUUUUAUUGGGUUAAAUAUUUUUCUCAGGGGCACUCCUAUUAUUUUGAACACAUCUGUACAUGGAUAUUUCACGUAUGCCUAGUAUAUUAGGAGAAUCCAUAUACAUGUAUUGCUGUAUUACCAAUAUAUUUUGCACACAUACAUAUGUAUGUACGAGUUAUACUGAGAGAGCACAUGUUAUAUUAUACAUAUAUGUUUUUUCUUUUUCUGUUUUUUGUUUGUAUACGUAGCUUUUGGUAUUGCUCAACGUCAGUUUGUUGAUGGUAUGGUUUCACAUAAUAUGCUCUGUAGAACCUUAUACACCAUGUUGAGGAGACUUAUCUCACCGUAGUCAGCGCAGAUUGUGGGGUCUCACAUUUUUCGGAUUGGGCAGAGCGGACUUAAAUUCCAAUCAAUUGGUGUACUUUUCGAUUAGUUUCCUCGCACUCUCCGUUUUUAGUGUUAGCAAAAAAAAGAGAACACAACAAUUCCGCAAGAAUUUCACACUUUCCUUUUAUUACACCGGAGUUUUUUACAAUUUUAAAGCUUAGAGCUUUUAUAAAAAAUUUUAAUAACAAUAUAUAUAUUUUUUUUUACGCAAAAAGUUGCAAACGUUGGAGAUCGGGUUGAAUCGCACGGCUGGUCGUUAGCGGAUCGCAAAAAGAAAAAUGGACGUAGAGGAGACCCAAACCACCUCCAACACCGUAAGGUCCGAAAUCGCUAUACCCAAAGCGUCGGCUGCACCCGUUGCCGCUCCAAGGACCAGGGUAAUGCGACCACCGCCAUCCGCCGAAGCAAUCAGGGAGAUAAGAGAAGAGCAGCUAUUGGAGCCACAGGGGCCUCCAUGUUGCAGCCUGUGCCAUCGCCCACACGCCCUGAAACGAUGCUCCAUUUUCAAGAGCACGAAGCCCGCUCAAAGACAACAGGUUGCGAGAGCCCAUGGGCAUUGCAUGACCUGCCUGGCAGAUGACCACGCCACCAUAGAGUGCUGGGCCGACGGCGCCUGUCAAUAUUGCCAGAGGCCCCAUCACACUCUAUUUCAUCGUUUUCCCCGCCGAGCCAAUCCGACGGAAAGUAGCACCAACACCCGUAGUAGACCACGCAGCGAUGCUAUCCGGCGACGACGAAGCAGUCAAUCAACCACAACGCGUACACGGCCAUCUCCGCCACGCCACGCUCAUCGUCAGCACCAACGACGCUCAACAGGGUUGAGCGCUGUACUCAGUACACUACAACAGCUGCAACGGCUCCUAGCCGAUUAAUUCGCCUAGGGGGGCCGGGAUGUUCACAUGAGCUAUGAGCGUUCCGCAGCAUCCCACAUCACAUCACCACACAUCACCGUACAUCACAUCAUAUCACAUCAUAUCACGUCACAACACCUCAUCACACAACAGCUCACAGCAUACCCCAAUACACACACACGCAUCAAACACCGAUCAUUACUACAACACUGCAACACAACAACCAUACGAUCAUCAACGAGACGACUCGUAAUGUUAGCCAAUAUUCACCACCCAAACGAUCAAAAGGGAUUGACCCGACCGGGAUUGGCUUCUUACCGUUUUCAUCCGCACAGCGAGAAAGUCGUCCGUGAUAUUGAGUUCUAUUAAUUUUUAUCAACCGCAAUAAUCAACACAAUUUCCUUUUUAUUAAAACCGCCAAGUGACGGGAGUGAAGUGAAUCGCCGAGUUCGUCAACCGUGUGGAACAGUGGGUUCCGCAGAAAGCCUGAAUACACAUUCCUAUAUGCAUAGGAUAUAUGCUAUUCAUAUAUUGUGAAAUUAAACCUAAUAAAGUUUAUAACGAUUGUGACAAUCAGCGUUUCUAUAUUUUCGAUC